UAAUAAGUAUGUCAAGAGGUGAUUUUGGAUCAGGUCAAGGGUAUCAAUCUGGAUAUGGUGUUGAAUCAGGAGGUUCUUUUGUAGGGUUCAGCAGUAGAAAUGGAGAUAGCGAAUACAUAAGGCUGUCAAAUUGUGUCAGCAAUAACAUCCAACUUCUAACUAGAAAAAUUGCUGCAAUUCAACAGAUGGUGAAUCAGAUUGGAACAUCUCAAGAUGUACCUCAACUUUUUGACAAGCUACAAAACGAACAAAAAGAAUCCAACCGCCUUGUGAAGGAAACGUCAACAUAUUUGAAGCAGCUAAGUCAGUUGCACACUACCAGUCCAACUGAAGUGCGCCAACGAAAGAUUCAACAAGAUAAAUUGCAAGAAAACUUUUCAAAUGUGCUUCAUAAUUUUCAGAAAGUGCAAAGGCUUGCUGCAGAGAAGGAGAGAGCCAGCGUACAACGUGCAAGAGCAAAGUCAAUGGAACGAGGUUUCCAAAAUUAUGAGCAUCGCGACACUAGUCCAAUGAACCACGACAGAGGGCCACAAAUGCAAGUGCAAGCAGAAGCAGAAUUGUCUAUAGAUAUGAUCAGGGAGAGAGAAGAAGCCCUUCGCCGACUUGAGUCCGACAUUGUCGAUGUAAACGAAAUAUUUAAAGAUCUUGCCAUAAUGGUGCACGAGCAAGGUGACGUAAUAGACAGUAUCGAAGCGAAUGUCGAUAGCGCUGCAGUACAUGUCGAAACGGCGAACGUGCAGCUGGAAAAAGCGAAACAUUAUCAGAAGGCAUCUCGAAAAAAGAUGUGUUGUAUUCUGGUCAUUCUAUUAGUUGUAGGCAUUAUUUUAGGUAUUGUAAUAUGGCAGACAACUAAAUGAUUUAUUUGUGUAAAUGGACCUGUUUUUCUCAUGUAUUGUUACGAAAGGAUUUAUCUUGAGACUCAACGCAAUACCUUGCUUUAUAACAUUUUCGCGCUGAGCUGUUGUACAAACCCAAUUGGUUCCGCAAAAUUACUAAUUUUUUCGAAAUCAUAAAAUUAACUGUUAUACAUAUAUAUAUUUUCAGUGUUGGUUGGUGUAAAUUAAGCGCCAAUCAGUCAUGCAAAACGAUCCAUUAUUACAAAAACAAAAGUUGAAAUUUUAUUAAUCUUAAUUUUGAAAAAUGUGCUAUAUAUUGAGCUGUAAAUAUAGCUUUUUGUUACCUGUAAGGAGUGCGCGAGAGUUUAAUGUGCUUAACUGGGUGCGCGGAAAUUACAGACGCAAAUUUUGACAGAGUGUCUUGUUGGCCCUAAAAUGUUAAGUUUAUUCAAUAUAAAUCCUGAAAAUUAACAAUAUUACUAAGUAAAUUGUCCUGAAUGAUCCUGAGUUUGAUCUCGCAAAAUCGCCAGACACUCUGUUUAAACUCGCGCGAAAUUUUUAUAAGUUAUAAAGGUCUACUUUAACUAACACAGCAUUUAGUAAAUUGAAAUUCUCAAGAAACCUGGUCAUUUUACUUUAUUUCUUGAAAUAAAAGUUGCUAUGUAAAAACAAGGAAGAAUUUUAUUUAAGAUUUAUGUUAAACUUAACUAAUCAGGCAUUUUACCACUUUGAACUGCUAAGAAUCGCGUAAAAAGCCCAAUCAUUACACUUAACGAUGUUUUUUCCCAGAAUGUUUUCAUGUAGCCAUCUAUUUUUACAACUUUCACAAUCCAGACAUAACAAUUAUUUACUGCAUACAAUUCUUAUUAUUCUUUACCUGUUGUGAUUUCGGGUUAAUGUUAUUAUUAUAGUUGUGCAAUUUGUUAAUUUUUCUACACUAUAUAUUUUUUUAAAUUUGUUAAUACACUUCUUUUGUGUAAUUUUAUGAUCAAUAAAAAAUUAUAGUUUA
Hydractinia symbiolongicarpus is the source of this 1845-nucleotide messenger RNA. Its product is annotated as syntaxin-7-like. Gene Ontology annotation, molecular function: SNAP receptor activity; SNARE binding. Gene Ontology annotation, biological process: vesicle fusion; intracellular protein transport; vesicle-mediated transport. The transcript is spliced from 11 exons. The record is from RefSeq and is a predicted model, not a curated record. Bases 9 to 857 code for a protein of 282 amino acids. Gene Ontology annotation, cellular component: endomembrane system; membrane; SNARE complex. Lineage: Eukaryota; Metazoa; Cnidaria; Hydrozoa; Anthoathecata; Hydractiniidae.